UUGAAACAGAGCAGCAGCAUUUCUCUAGUCGAGGUGCAUGUCAGGACAUGUUGUCAUGCAUGGUGGAGAGGGCGUGGCGAAACAGGCAACCGCGGGAGUGAAAGCAAAGUGAUACCACUAUGAAACAGUCUCCCCUGUAAUCAACAUUUGGACCAUAGCUCCGUGAAAACGGGUUGGAUAAGCAUCGAUUUCCGUGGAAUAAAAGAAGACUAGACGGUUUGUAUGUGCUGACUGUUUUGACAAUCGUAGUGGGAAACGUGGAAUGUCACAAACUACAAGUGGACUUUCUUCAACAUCUAACGCAAGGACAAGUCGCGAGUCAAACAGCUUGUUGGACACAUAUUCUGAUGUCAACAAGCAAUCGACAGUGCCUCAACUACAGACAGAUUUACAGUAAUCACGAAUCAUCAGAUACAUCAAACUGCACCUGGUAUGGCCCGCCCCCAGACGGAGAGUGGAGUGGACCACCAUGGCCGGGGCAGACAACACAGCUGCCGUAUGGAGGUCCAGCGGCCAGACACCUGGCCUGGUGGCAGCAACAACCCUCUCCAGGCUGCAUACCACCAGUCCUGCCAACUGCUCCCCAACAUGGACACCCAGCCCAGGCAGGGCUCUCUGCCCCCCAGCCACAGAGAGAAGCCUCCCCAUCCCCCAGUACCCAUCCACUGGACACCCCCACAAGAGCAAGCACAGACCCAGACAGAGAGCUCCAGGACACCACAGCCAGGGAUCCCCUGCCUGACCUGCUGCCCCAGAGAGAGCGCUCUCCCCAGGCUUCUCCCCAGCACAGAGCCCCUGGAGUAGCGGACCCGCGGUUGGACAACGAGGUGGUGGAAAGAGUGGCCAACCAGCUCAAGAGAAUCGGCGACGACUUGAACGCUACGAUCCUCCAGAGAAUGGGUGGCAUCCCCCAACGGCAGGACUGGAGAGGCCUAUGUCUAGGAGUCCUCAACUUCCUCUCGGAUACCCUCAGCAUUCUGUACCGACUGAGAUAGACUGACCCUAGGGAUUGGACACGCCGGAGCUCCCUACUGGACCAAUCACAGACUGCUUCAGAAUGGACUCAGUCCGCUGGAUCGGACGAACCCCUUUUGUACAUCUUGUGUAUAUAUAUAUGUAUAUAUAUAUAUAUUUUUUUUCAAUCUCUCUUUGGGACAGCUCCUGAUGAAGCAUUCUGACCCAGGUUGGUCUCCCAGACCGUGUGGGCUUGUGUGUGUUCCUGUCCUUUCUUGUAAACUGUGAAGCACACUGAUGUGUGGUGUGGUGGCGACGUGAGGGCUUUACCUGACGGAGAGGCUAUGGCUCCUGUAUGUGUGUGUACAACUUCUUCCAAUUAAGGUCAUGGUACAGUAGAAUGAGCAAUUCAACUGCUCGACAGCAUGGCUUGAUGCGGGUACUGAGGGGCCUGUGUAGAAUCCCCUGUAAGUCACACUAUGGUUAAUACGAAUCAGUUUAUAUCGCUGGAUGAGCCAAGCUUACUGCUGGGAUAAGUUAUAGCGAUAUACUAUAUGGGAUCUGCUGUAGAGGUCGGCCUAUAGUUUCAGACAGGACCAACUUGACUUGGUAAACAGAGCCAGUACACUCUUAGUAAAAACGGUUCCAAAAGGGUUAUCCGGCUGUCCCCAUAGGAGAACCCUUUUUGGUUCCAGGUAGAACCCAAAAGGGUUCUACCUGGAACCAAAAAGGGUUCUUCGAAAGGGUUCUCCUAUGGGCACAGCCGAAGAACCCUUUUAGGUUCUAGAUAGCACCUUUUUUCCUAAGAGUGUAGUGGUGUAUAUAAAUUGAUAUGUAUGCUACUCUUCCCUUCAAAUCUGAAUACAUUUCAUUGACCUCUCUGUGCCUUUCUAUCGCUCCCAUCACCAGGACAAUCAGUGGUUGGUGUGUGGGACCCUGGAUGGAGCAGUGGUUGACACACACACACACACACACACACUGAACACUAUAUGAGCCAGUUACCAGACCAUCACUUCUAUUAUAGGCUCUGAGUUGAGCUGUAGCACUGUCGGACAAUCCCACUAUUAUUACCAGUGUUAAAUUGUUUGUAUAUAUUUGUUUUGGGAGAUGGUGGUUUGGUUUGGAGGUGGAUAGGAGGAGCCAGUAACAAGCCAUCGUGAAGACCUGUUAUCAUUGGAUGAGAUUCAAUUAGCUUUAAACGUACUUAAAUUGUAAGUUCUCUGUUUGUGUUUGAAAUCUGCCACGUGUGCAGUUGUUUUUGUCUUUGGAUCAACAGUUGGAAGCAGUUAGUGUAUUUAAAUCCAGUGGAUUUGAGAUGGUAUUUCUGGUUAAAACAUGACUUGGAUGUUUAUCUUUUCAUGAUUACUAAAGAUUACUAAAUGAUAAUCAAAUUGCCCCUCAAUUGUAUAAUACAUGUAUUGUAGUUUGGGAGAAGAAACUGAAGACCUUUGUUUAUUUUGACGUUAAACACGUUUUGUAGCAUUCUGUUUCGUUUUCAAAAAUACAAUUUGUAUUUACUUUUUCUGUGUGAAAUAAGUUUUUUUUUUUCAUUCCUAAUAAAAAAUGAAUUCUAAAUCUAUCUGAAAGCCAAGAACCCAUAAAAUGAGGAUGGAAUAAGCUUAAAGAUAAAUAUCUGACAAUAAACUGGAAUAACUUGACCAGUCAGUUCAUCCCCAGUUACACAAAGGGUGAACCAUCAACUGUGUUAGCGCAUUAAUAUCUGUCUUUGCCAAGGCAUUCCAUUGAAAAGUUUCCAUAGUCAGUUUGUACACAACUAGUUAUCUCAAAGCGUCCAGGAAAUCAGGGCUUUUAAGAAACACAAUUUUUUGUGAACCAACAGCUGUCCCUAUCAAUUCAAAGCAUUACAAAGAGGAACAACAUGUGUCCAAAUGUCUAGAAAGAGGUCACAACAACAAGCAAUGUAGUGGUUGAAAUCAGUUGAGAACGUUUGCAUGUCAAGUGGGAGAAACUGAGCCUUCACUGAAGCCUACAGUUUUAACCUUGAACCCAAGAGGUUAACACAGUCCCAACUUGCCAUGUAAACCUGAAAUAGACCUUCUGAUGGAUACAACUGUGAUCAUCCUAUUUUCUGUGUUGCCAUACUGUAUCACUUAUAAGGCCUUAACAUUACUGCAGUCUAUGCUUUGUUUUCAGUUCAGGUUAUUUAUUUUUUUGAGCCCCUUUUUGCAAUGUCAUUACACCUUUAAGCAAAGAACCUGUGAGAAUAAUCAAGCACCUUUUUUUCUGUGGGAAACUGGGCGUCCCCUAUAGCGUUCGGAGCACGUGUUGUUCAUUUCCUGUGACAGCCUCAUGACAUCCUGUGGUGUGUGCCGUGGCAUGGUUCACUUCCUGUGGCGACUAUGUGACUUCUUGUGGUUCCAUUCUCCAAUGUACUCUCUCACAGAGGGACGGCACUGCUGUAAAGUAGCACCACAUUUUUUGUGGGAAUCUCAUUCUCAGUUUCAUGCAGUGUAAAUUUGCUGUUUUUGACCUUUUUUUUUUUUACUGAACUUUCUACAUGAAAUUUUUGUACAGAUUUGUUUCCUUAUUAACAAUAAAGAUAUGAAAUCUA
Messenger RNA from Oncorhynchus nerka (sockeye salmon), 3526 nucleotides. RefSeq lists its product as uncharacterized. Lineage: Eukaryota; Metazoa; Chordata; Actinopteri; Salmoniformes; Salmonidae. The coding region runs from base 348 to 995 and encodes 215 amino acids. The transcript is spliced from 4 exons. The record is from RefSeq and is a predicted model, not a curated record.